This is a messenger RNA of Cylas formicarius (sweet potato weevil), 1598 nucleotides long. RefSeq names its product lipase 3-like. Gene Ontology annotation, molecular function: hydrolase activity, acting on ester bonds. The transcript is spliced from 5 exons. Bases 239 to 1510 code for a protein of 423 amino acids. The record is from RefSeq and is a predicted model, not a curated record. NCBI's taxonomy places the organism in Eukaryota, Metazoa, Arthropoda, Insecta, Coleoptera, Brentidae. Gene Ontology annotation, biological process: lipid metabolic process.
GCGCAGUUGCCAGUAUUUUAUCAAAGGACAUUACAAAUGCGAAAUUUUUCAAAAAGAAAAGAUGUUGUCAGCAUCAGAGAUAGUUACAGCUACUAAGUCCGCACUCAAGCCUGAGUUCUAAGCAAAUUGUUUUAAAAUAAUUUAUAAUUGUAUUGGCAACGCAGCGCUAUCUGCGAUAUCGCUAAAUCAAAUUUUUGAAGUGCUUAAAAAUACCGCGCUAAUUAGAACGAGUCCAGUGAUGCAAACGAACAUCGCGAAAAGCACCAUGGGAGUCAUAUUUUUUAUGUGUUUUUCCAUCAUCUUUGGGACCACCCACGGCGCGGCCAUCGAAAACGUUAACGUAGACGCAGACAUUUACCAGAACGUGUUGAUCGAAAUAAACAAACUAAAAGACUCCAAUGGUUCCGUGGAGUAUCUUAUAGAGACCGACGAGUAUCCAGUAGAAACCCACACAGUCACCACAAAAGAUGGUUACAUUCUCAAAAUGCACAGAAUUCCGAACGGGAAAAAGAGGAAGAGUAACGGAAAAGUUGCGUUUCUGCAACAUGGAAUCCUCUCUUCGUCUGCCGAUUGGGUUAUUAUGGGUCCCGAUCGAGCUUUGGCGUACAUGUUAGCCGACGAGGGCUACGACGUAUGGUUAGGAAACGCUCGGGGGAAUACCCAAUCGCGUGCGCACGUCUCUUACGACCCCGAUAAGGAUUCGAAGUUUUGGCAAUUUUCGUGGCACGAAAUUGGCACCAUAGACGUGCCGCUAAUGAUCGAUUACGUCCUUAACAACACCGGUGUAGAUGGCGUGUACUACGUAGGUCAUUCGCAGGGAACGACUGUGUUCUACGUUAUGACGUCAAUUUUACCUGAAUACAACUCAAAAAUUAAGGCCCAAAUUAGUUUGGCACCCAUCGGAUUCAUGAAUCACAUGACCAGUCCGCUUUUAAAAUUGGUGGCGCUUUUUCAAUUGCCGCUCGAGAUGUUACUUAAAUUGAUCGGCGUAGACGAAUUCCUGCCGGCUUCAGAUUUUACGAAGAACGUUCUUGGAGACGCGGUCUGCGCAGAGGAUGCAAUUUCUCAACUUCUGUGCACCAACGCCCUUUUUGCGGUCUGCGGAUUCAGUAGAUCUCAAAUGAAUUCAACUCUACUGCCGAUCAUGAUGAAGUAUACCCCCGCUGGUGCUGCUACCAACCAAAUUCUGCACUACGGCCAGGAAAUAACCUCUGGUAAAUUCAGACAGUACGAUCUUGGACUAUUAUCUAAUUUGAGGGUUUACGGAAGUAUUUUUCCGCCAGAUUAUAAUCUCUCGAAAAUAACCUCUCCCGUUUACCUUAUCUACAGCCGAAACGAUUGGCUCUCGGCAGAAAAAGAUGUUAACCGUAUAUGCAAUGGUAUGAAGGAUGCUUGCAAGGCAAUGUUGCUUAUGUCAGAUUUUUCCUUCAAUCACUUGGACUACAUGUUUGGGAUCGACGCGCCCUCUCUUGUAUACAAUAAAGUAAUUAGUUUGUUUACCCGGCAUUAAAAAAACUUGUUAUUAUACUGGCUACGGAAUAUGUUAACUUUAUUAAUUUUAAAUGGAAUUAUUAAUUUGCGGAGUAAUCUUGUUGCAA